Messenger RNA from Dermacentor silvarum, 3097 nucleotides. It is a transcript of the gene Rassf, whose product is annotated as ras association domain-containing protein 4-like. Gene Ontology annotation, biological process: signal transduction. NCBI's taxonomy places the organism in Eukaryota, Metazoa, Arthropoda, Arachnida, Ixodida, Ixodidae. The record is from RefSeq and is a predicted model, not a curated record.
GUCUGUGUAUUUGUGAUGUGGUAGUCGCGAGUUGCCUGCUGCACUUGACUUAAGUUGAGUUAAAAGUCUUGCAAAAUUUGUUGCGUUAUUGUUCACUUGGAAGCCUAAUGAGCAUCUUAAAUUUUCACUAUCACUAUGUGGACGUGCAGAAAAUGUGGAAAACCUGUUUACUUCGCCGAGCGGAAGACGUCAAUGGGCUAUGAGUGGCAUCCGGAGUGCCUACGCUGUGAAGAAUGUGGGAAAAGGCUGAAUCCUGGACAGCACGCCGAGCACAAGGGGGUUCCCUACUGCCAUGUCCCUUGCUACAGUGUCCUUUUUGGUCCGACUCUAUUUGGCCAUGGUUCACAAGUAGAGGCACACACAAGCUUUGGAAAAAACACCAAGGACCGCCAGUGUGUUUCUUCUGUCCCAAGAAAUCAUCUGGAGGGAAAACUAAAAGUUUACAAUCAAUACUAUGAGGGGAAAAGUGGCAUUGUUCAAAGCCGUUUGAGAAAUGGCCGCUUGAUCUUGGAAGGGUCCAUCAGAAUCUACUGGGGAGUGAAUCGAGUGAUCCGUCUGAAAGAAGACCACGAUGACCGUAUCCCUGUACGAAGAAGAAGGACAUCACUGCGACUUAGUCGACUGGCCAUCAAUUCAAAGGACAGAGGGUCCAAGUACUUGCAGAAUGGUUCACCUGAGAAGGAAGGUAGUUGCAGCAUGGAAAAUGGCACAGAGGACAAGAAUGGUCUCAGGAUCAGUGCAAGCACUGACAACAUGUUUGCUGAGGUGCAGCUCUCGGAUCCAGAGUGCAGUGAGAGCCAUACAAAUGGCAGUUCAUCAGAAAUUGGCCGCAGCUAUCGGACGCUACCAAACCCCGGCAAACAUUCACUGUCGGACUUGCUGGCUGACACCAGUGUGCAGCAGUCACUGGCCUGUGAAGAUGCCAAUGGCUUCGAGGGUGUAACACUGCGCAGCAAGGCUCGUUCCUCACGGGUGAAGCUGCGCCGCCGUUGUUCCAUCAAUGGGCACUUCUACAACAGAGAGACAAGCGUGUUCACUCCCGCAUAUGGUAGUGUGACCAGUGUCUGGGUGACAAGCCUUGUGAAUGCCCCAGAAGUAAUUAACCAACUCUUGGACAAAUUCAAAGUGGAGAACUCACCUCAAGAUUUUGCCCUCUAUGUUGUUCGUGACACUGGAGAACGGAGGUUGAUGCAAGAUGAUGAGUACCCCCUGCUGGCAAGAGUGAUGCUGGGCCCUGAUGAGGCUGUUGCCAAGCUGUUCAUUAUGAACAGAGAGAACACCAAUGAAAUACCUUAUGAGGUUGCACAGUAUCUCAACUUCAGUGAAGUUGAACUGACGACAUUUAUCAAGAAGUUUCAUGAAGAGGAGGACAGGGAAGUGGAAAAGAUAAAGAACAAGUUUAAGACAUUGCGACAUCGAAUUCAAACCAGAAUGCAAGAACUGAAGUCAAUACCAGUCAAGAUCAACUCCUAAGGAUUGCAUAUGUGUGUGAUGUACCAUCUAACGUUGCCUGUGGGCAUUCAUCAUGCUAAUUUUAUUGUGCUGCAGGCGCCAGCAGAACUUCUAAUGCAAUUGUAAUAUGUUGUCUGUUCCUUCAUUUUAUCGCAUAUUGUCUCGAUACAAAAACAAGGCUCAGGUCAGUGCACAUUUUUGUUUUUGUUUGGCUGCUGAUAAUGACAAUGGCUAUGUGCAUUAUUUGAAGUUGACAUAAUGGCUCAUGGUGCACAUUUAAAGGGCCCCUCACCAGGUUUGGGCAUUGCAAACAGAUAAGGGAGGUAUGUAGACCACACACUGACGAUCCUGUCCGUAAAGUAUCAAAGCAAUGCACGGCACAAAAACAGUCGAAAUUUCAAACGAAAGCCAGUGCACCCUUCCUCUCGAGGGAGCCCCGCUUCCAGUCAGAGUCAAGCUCACACGCACAAAUUCCUCUACGCAAGAUGCACUGCCUACAAUGUUGCCGACCAGGGCACAUGACUUCAGUAAAUCAUUCAACGUGAAAUGCACAAUGGCGCCACUGGAAGUGUGCCGUGCAGCAAAAAAGGAAGAGAAGAAAAAAAAGGAGGCAUAGCUUGUCACAUGAACGUGAUGCACUCGGAAGGCAGGGAAGGAAGGCUGCUUGCGGACGCUAUUCGAGGCAAAGGAGGAGAGUGGCCUCUGUUGGCAGUGAUGCUCACUGCCUGAUGGCAUGGCAACAUGUUUCAAUUCUUUCUAUCUCCUUUAAUAAUGAACUAAUUUGAAAAAUUAUUUCGGGACAACGCUCCCUAGACAGCAUCUCACAAAUUUCAGCGUAUAACCAAAAUUUGCAAUAGGGCCUGUUGAGGGGCUCUUUAGUGACCCUAGUCGAGCAACAUGGCUAGUAUACUUUGGAUUUUUUUCAUAGACUUCUACUUUAAGCCAAAGAUUAGGCGUGAUUGCUUCUGGUGCUAAGGAACUGUUUUUACAUUUUUUUGUAACCAUUAUUCAGUAUAAUCCAAAGAUGGGCAUUAUUGUCGCUUGUGCUAAGCAAUCGUUUUUACAGCUAGUGCAAUUGUCAUUUGGCAUUACAACUUGUACACUUUGUCUUUUUGUUGACGAGCAUGAACAAAACCUCAGCGGUAAUAAUCAUUUGUUAUGCUGUUUAAUAUAUCUGCAAUUCAUUUUAACAUGAGAGGCAAAUAUGUAAUGCCACAGGUAUUGGGCACAUUGCACAGACACAAAGCAGAGGUCUCGUUUUAUGCACAGUGGUGCUAAUUUCAGCAUGCAUCUUGGCCAUCUCCAACACAUCAAAACUGUAAGUGUCAUAUCACAGGACCAUCUCAUUAACCAUUGUUAUUUAAAAUCUUCAGUUUCUCAUUGACGUUGUACAGCCAUUCUGAAUACUCACAAUUUAGUGCCAAACUGGUUGCUAUUGUGACCACAGCAGUGUAUGUUUAGUUUGACAAUUAGGCUUCAUUUGGCAACUUGGAAUGCUUGAGUGUCAUUGCAUAAGCCUAGGUUUAAAAAUUGUGCAGCUGUUCAUUUCACCUGUGGCAACUACAUAUUACCCUGCAAGACAGCUAAUAGUGCUUAUGGAUCUGUGCUUGUAUAUUUUUGUGAAUAAAAACAGUUUUUGAAUGAA